Molecule: messenger RNA, 410 nt
Organism: Schistosoma margrebowiei
Lineage: Eukaryota; Metazoa; Platyhelminthes; Trematoda; Strigeidida; Schistosomatidae
Source: the annotation of a GenBank genome assembly
CUUUUACAGCAAUUUGUCCAAUACACAAUUCAUUUGAAGCAUGUCGAAAAGCAACAACAUCGAAUGUAAAAUGUAUUUGGUGUGAGAAAUGGAACACGUGCAUCGACAGUCAUCAUCAGGAUAAUCAUUUCUUUAAAGUGAAUGAUUGCCAUUUUAAGAGCCCGGAUGUUAACGAUGUGAGUACAUCGACACCCGUCAAUCAAAACGGAACAACAUUUGGGAUCCCUGAAGUUCAGGUUGGAGGAAACGUCAAGCAAACUACCAAUGGAAAUGAACAAUACUCGAGCCCGGAUGUUAACGAUGUGAGUACAUCGACACCCGUCAAUCAAAACGGAACAACAUUUGGGAUCCCUGAAGUUCAGGUUGGAGGAAACGUCACGGAAAUUACCAAUGGAAAUGAUCAAUACUCG